AUGGCCCGCAGAAAUCAGCAAGAACUUGCCCACCAGAAAAACAUGAAGAAAUCUCAUGAAAUUAGGAAGGGAAAAAGAAAGGAUAGCUUGACUACCUCUCAGAGAAAGCAGAGGGACUCUGAAAUAAUGCAGCAAAUACAGAAGACAGCUAAUGAGAAGUCUACGCAGACAAGAAAAAAAUGA
Messenger RNA from Odobenus rosmarus divergens (Pacific walrus), 183 nucleotides. RefSeq names its product small EDRK-rich factor 1-like. The coding region runs from base 1 to 183 and encodes 60 amino acids. NCBI's taxonomy places the organism in Eukaryota, Metazoa, Chordata, Mammalia, Carnivora, Odobenidae. The transcript has a single exon. The record is from RefSeq and is a predicted model, not a curated record.